Messenger RNA from Neltuma alba, 972 nucleotides. Its product is annotated as peroxidase P7-like. Gene Ontology annotation, molecular function: peroxidase activity; heme binding. The record is from RefSeq and is a predicted model, not a curated record. The transcript has 4 exons. NCBI's taxonomy places the organism in Eukaryota, Viridiplantae, Streptophyta, Magnoliopsida, Fabales, Fabaceae. The coding region runs from base 1 to 945 and encodes 314 amino acids. Gene Ontology annotation, biological process: response to oxidative stress; hydrogen peroxide catabolic process.
AUGGUUCUUCUUGUGUUGGUAUUAGCAGUUUUUACAAACCCAGCUUUCUCCACAACACCACUAUCUCCUAAUUUCUAUGAUCAAUCAUGUCCCAACGCUUUAAACACAAUCAAACGAGUCGUUGCGGCUGCGAUUCUGAAGGAGACUCGAAUGGGAGCUUCCUUGCUUCGUUUACACUUCCAUGAUUGCUUUGUCAAUGGAUGUGAUGGGUCUGUUCUUUUGGAUGCCACCCCAACUAUUGACAGCGAGAAGAAUGCACUGCCUAACUUGAAUUCAGUUCGAGGAUUUGAAGUUAUUGAUGAGAUAAAGAAAGAGGUGGACCAAGCAUGUGGAGGCCAUGUUGUUUCGUGUGCUGACAUCUUGGCUGUUGCAGCUCGUGAUUCCAUCGUCGCACUAGGGGGACCAAGAUGGGAGGUUAACCUGGGAAGAAGAGACUCCAGAAACGCGAGCCGAGUGGAUGCAAACAAUAACCUACCGUCACCAUUUUCGGAUUUGGCUCAGCUCACAGAGAGCUUCAACAAGCAAGGGCUUGACCAGAAUGACUUGGUUCUUCUAUCUGCUGCGCACACCAUUGGAUUCGCCCGCUGUGUUACUUUUAGAAACCGCAUCUACAACGACUCCAACAUCGAUCCCCUCUUUGCUGCACGACUCCAGUACACUGUAUGCCCUAGAACUGGAGGUGACGACAACCUAGCACCGUUGGACUCAACACCUGCAAUCUUUGACGGGUCUUACUUUUUGAAUUUGGUUCAGAAGAAAGGAAUUCUUCACUCUGAUCAAGCUCUCUUCAAUGGGGGUUCUACUGAUGCACUGGUCAAACAGUACAUCCUAAACCAUCUAGAUUUCUACAAGGGCUUUGCUUCUUCCAUGGUUAAGAUGGGAAAUAUAAAGCCACUCACUGGGAAUGAAGGCGAGAUCCGUGUCAAUUGCAGAAGCGUGAACUGAUAUAUGGAGUGUGAAAAAUAUGAAGCA